UUCCCUGAAAGUGAAACAACUAAGAAACUCUCUUUAUUAGCUUCUCCGAGUCAUUAUUAUUUAUUAAUAAGAGCUCCUCAACAGUAAUAAUAACUAAUAAGAGCUCCUCCAUCUCCAUAAGACCAUAACCUUGUUUCAUUCUCUGCAUAGAAUCAUGAGUAACACCAUUCUUGUUUUCUUUUUCUUCUUCUUUAUAACUCUGCAGCAAUCCUACUCUGAAAACAAUGACACCUCAUACUCCAUUUGCAGCAAACCAUUCAGCUGCGGAACACGCAUCACCAACGCAUCGUACCCUUUCUGGGGAGGGAACAGACCCCAGUUUUGUGGAACCAAUGGUUUCAAACUCACCUGCACCAACAACACUACUUCACUUCAAAUUGGUUUGCAAAAGUUCCAUGUACUUGCCAUAAACCAAACUCAGAGUACCAUGAGACUCGUCAGAACAGACUUUGUCUAUGAUCGCUGUUCUUCCAACCUCACCAACACUUCUCUCAAUGGAAGUCCCUUUCAUUUUCUCCCAAACACUCUUCACAAUAUCACUAUAUUCUACGAUUGUCCAUCUGGGAGUCAUUACACCAACAAUUUUACGUGCCAGAAUGAUAGCAGCAAACGUGGUUUCUAUGCUGUCAAUGGAACUCAGGCUCAGCAGUUUCGGAACUGUGGGGUUAGUGUUCAAGUGCAAGUUUCAGGUUCUGUAGGGAAUAAUCUCAAGGGAGCAUUGGAUGAAGGGUUUGAUGUUCAGUAUGAUGCAGACUUGUCUUCAAAGUGCAAAACAUGCACGGAAUCUGGAGGAGUAUGUGGCACCAAUAACGAAACUGAUUCCUCUCAGUUUUCAUGUUAUUGCCCCACUGGAACUCAUGCUUCUGCUUGUUCUUCUCAUAAAAGUAGUUCGAAGCACAAAGUCUUGAAGCUAGUUUUAGGUUUCCUAGGAACUGGAAUUGGACUACCUCUGAUUGCUGUGAUCAUAUGCCGCAAUAAAGCUAAGGUGUGGAAGUUCAUAAAGAAUCAAUUAGGAUUGAUGAAUAAGCAUGAUCGAAAUAUAGAAGCCUUUCUAGAAAGCCAAGGUCCACUUGGUAUAAAAAGAUAUAAUUUCUCUGACGUGAAGAAAAUGACCAACUCCUUCAAAGUCAAACUCGGAGAAGGAGGUUAUGGUUCUGUUUACAAGGGAAAAUUACCCAAUGGUUCCUCUGUGGCUGUAAAGAUGCUCAAUGACUCCAAAAGGAAUAACGGCGAAGAAUUCGUCAAUGAAGUUGCCAGCAUUAGCAAAACAUCUCAUGUUAAUGUUGUCACUCUUGUCGGAUUUUGCCUCGAAGGAAGCAGAAAAGCUCUCGUCUAUGAAUUCAUGCCUAAUGGUUCUCUCGAAAAAUUUGUUCACAAAAAGGCCGAUCAAAGCACUCCGGCCCUGAGUUGGGACAAGUUGUACCAGAUUGCAAUCGGAAUAGCUAAAGGAUUGGAGUACUUGCACAAAGGAUGCAACACUAAGAUUGUGCAUUUUGAUAUUAAGCCUCAUAAUAUUCUUUUGGACGAAAAUUAUCGUCCAAAAAUAUCAGAUUUUGGACUAGCUAAACUCGGCACAAAGGAUGAGAGCAUUAUGUCAAUGUCAUAUGCUAGAGGCACAGUUGGAUAUGUGGCUCCGGAGAUGUGCAACAAGAGUUUCGGAGGUGUAUCUCAUAAAUCUGAUGUUUAUAGCUACGGAAUGAUGCUGCUAGAAAUGGUUGGAGGGCAGAAGAAUGCGAAUGUUGAAGCGAGUCGCUCGAGCGAGAUAUACUUUCCACAAUUGGUGAUUUACAAGAAGCUUGAGGUUGGGAGUGAUUUGGGGCUUGAUGGGGUGAUGAGCACAGAAGAAAAUGAGUUGGCGAAGAAAAUGAUUAUGGUGGGUUUGUGGUGCAUUCAGACAAUUCCCUCUCAAAGACCAACCAUAAGCAGAGUGAUUGACAUGUUGGAAGGUAGCAUGGAGUCUAUGGAAAUGCCACCAAAACCAACUAUGUCAUCUCCUCCAAGAUCCGCAACAGACUUUUCCACUGCAUCAUUGUCAGGGGAUAGUUGUUGAUAAAUCCAACGUUUCUGUGCUGCACAAGUUGCAUGUUCAAUGUUUCCAACAACAAAAGAUGUUGCUAAUAAAACUAAAAGCUACAGGUUUUCUUGGUGUGCCUUUGAUUCUGUAUAUCAUGUAGUAUACAGAAUAAUAGAAUGAGAUGCUUAUUUUGUAGUACUCAUUUGUACCUGAAAAUCUUAUAAAUAUGUACGUUAUAUUUAGAUGAUGGAGUUGAAAAUGGUUGAGUGUAGAUCAAUCAAACUUUGUUUUAUCUUUA
This is a messenger RNA of Arachis ipaensis, 2312 nucleotides long. RefSeq names its product LEAF RUST 10 DISEASE-RESISTANCE LOCUS RECEPTOR-LIKE PROTEIN KINASE-like 2.4. The record is from RefSeq and is a predicted model, not a curated record. Gene Ontology annotation, biological process: protein phosphorylation. NCBI's taxonomy places the organism in Eukaryota, Viridiplantae, Streptophyta, Magnoliopsida, Fabales, Fabaceae. Gene Ontology annotation, molecular function: ATP binding; polysaccharide binding; protein kinase activity.